Molecule: messenger RNA, 2375 nt
Organism: Peromyscus californicus insignis
Lineage: Eukaryota; Metazoa; Chordata; Mammalia; Rodentia; Cricetidae
Gene: Trim68
Product: tripartite motif containing 68
Exons: 7
Coding region: 100-1689 (529 amino acids)
Molecular function (GO): zinc ion binding; protein binding
Source: RefSeq, a predicted model, not a curated record
UUCUCGCGGAAGCCGCCGGGUGCUGCUCCUGCCUAGGCCGCCGCGCUCCCGCUGGGCUCCGCAGCUUCCGGCAGGUGAGCGCCCUGCCUGCCGCACCUGAUGCUUCGGACUAGGCCGCUGGAGCUCGGCAUCUCCAUGGCGGGCUACCCUGCGCAGAGAGAAGGAGGCGGCAGCCGGGGAUCUUUGGAAGACACAGUCUUUAUUCAUGUUCUGAGACUGUUGUUAGAUGGAACCAUGGAUCCUGCAGCGUUAAUGGAAGCCAUUGUGGAAGAAAUGAACUGUCCUAUCUGUAUGACCUUCCUCAGGGAGCCUGUGAGCAUCAACUGUGGCCACACUUUCUGCCACAGCUGUCUCUCUGGACUCUGGAAGCUCUCAGGAGAAUCCCAAGACUUGGGCUACACCUGUCCACUUUGUCGAGCUCCUGCACAGCCAAGGAAACUACGUCCCAAUUGGCAGCUGGCCAGUGUUGUAGAUAAGGUCCGUCUGCUAGGCUUCUGUAUGGAAAUGGGACUACAGACUGAUGUGUGUAAUCUCCACAAGGAACAGCUGACGGUGUUCUGCAAAGAGGAUGAUGUGGUAACCUGCAAGGCCUGUCACCAGUCCCCAGAACACGAAGCCCACACUGUUGUGCCCAUAAAGGAUGUUGCCUGGGAAUAUAAGUGGAAACUCCAAGAAGCUCUGGAACUUCUGAGGAAAGAACAGGAAGAAGCCUGGAAGCUGGAAGUCAGCGAGAAGGAGCGAGCUGCCAACUGGAAGACACAGAUGGAAGCACGGAAGCAGAACAUCCUAGGGGAGUUUGAAAAAUAUCGGCAAUUAUUGAAGGAAAAGGAGCUGCCGUGUCAGCAGGUGGAAGAGGAGGCGGCUGCAGCUCAGGCUAGCCUAGAGCAGGAGCAGAGAGAGACAGCCAACAAACUGGAGUUGAGGCACGGCAAGAUCAUCCAGCAGAGCCAGGCCCUGUGCAGGAUGAUUGUGGAGCUGGAAGAGAGAUCCCAGAGACCUGUGCGCUGGAUGCUGCAGGGUGUUCAGGAAGCCUUAAAUAGGAACAAAUCUUGGAGCCUGGAGCAGCCAGAACCAAUCUCCUUGGAGCUGAAGACAGACUGUCGUGUGCUGGGACUAAGAGAGAUCUUGAAGACAUAUGCAGUCGAUGUGCGCCUCGAUCCAGACACAGCUUACUCCCGCCUUGUCGUGUCCAAGGACAGAAAAAGUGUGCACUAUGGAGACACCGAGCAGAACCUGCCUGACAAUCCUGAGAGAUUUUACCGCUAUAACAUUGUCUUGGGCAGCCAGUGCAUCUCCUCGGGCCGGCACUAUUGGGAGGUAGAGGUUGGAGAUAGGUCUGAGUGGGGCCUGGGAGUGUGUAUGGAAAAUGUAGACCGGAAGGAGGUGGUCUACCUGUCCCCUGACUAUGGCUUCUGGGUGAUAAGGCUGAGGAAGGGAACAGAGUACCGGGCAGGCACCAAUGAGUACCCCCUCUUGCCCUUGUCAGUCCCUCCGCACCGGGUAGGAAUCUUCCUGGAUUAUGAGGCCCAUGAGAUCUCCUUCUACAAUGUGACUGAUGGCGGCUCUCACAUUUUUACUUUCCCCCAUUGUCCCUUCCCCGGCCGCCUCCUGCCCUAUUUUAGUCCGUGCUACAGUAUUACCACCAACACCACCCCCCUCACCAUUUGUUCCCUGGUUAGGGAAGACUAGGAGAGCCACCAUCCUAGCCUAAUGUUGGAAUUUGGCCUGGGACACAGGGCUACUGGAGGAUGCUUCCAUUGAUAAGCAUACCCCUGAAACCAGCUUAGAACCUAAGGGCCCCUCUGCCUGACCUCAUGGUAUCUUGCUGUUAGACCAAACUGUCGGUACCUCUCACAGAAAAGCGGUCCCGGUCAGAUAAGCGUCGUGACCCAUGAUGGAAACAUGACAAGGAUGGUGGACUUUGUCCAUUCUGGAGAUCACAACCCUCCUCACUUUCUCCCUAACUGUGUGCCAAUGAUGAAAUGAUUGCAGACUCCAGAGAAGAGUUUAAAUGAGGUUUUCUAAUGAGACAAAGUAAUAAUGUGCAUGUCCAGAGCUGCUAGUCCUGGUGAAAGGGUGUUUCACAUGAGGCUUGCUGCUACCAAACCAACCCUAAGCCCCAAACUAGAGAAGCACACAGUAUCCCCACUUUAGCACCUCCCUGAACUUGAGGGCAGGCAGAUCUGUGUCCUGGGCCUGUCUUUUCUCUAAGGGUCAGGAUCAGAAAAGUUGGGGGCCUCGGUGUUUAGUUUUACUUUGGAUGAGGAAACUGAAACAGCCUUAAAUUGUUUCCUACAGAGAUUUGAGAGGUGAGAUUUUAAAGGUUGUAAAUGAUUUUCAUAUUCAAAUGAAACAAAGUCAACAAACACCUCACA